AUGCGCGCGCCUUCAACUGCGGCACUUCUGGUGCUGGCCAGUCUGUGCUACGAAACCCAAUUCUGCCAUGCCAGCCUGCAGCAAGAAGCACUCAAAGCAAAGGAGCGAUACCGCCUGGCCUGCCCCGCCUACGACCACUACGCUCGUGUCCCUCAUGCCCCAUACAGUGACGGUCCGCUGAGGCUACCCUUCCAACGCCCCUCCUCCCAUUGCCGCACCUUUGAAUCCGAUCUAGUGGAGAAGACAAUCACCGACCUGAGCGAACGGAUGAUUGACAAGGACCUCGCACGUAUCUUUGAGAAUGCCUUUCCGAAUACCCUCGAUACUACAGUCAGAUGGCAUGUAGACGGGACAGAAAAGUUGGCGAGCAAAGGCAUGCAAUGGAAUUUGGGAACGGAGGGAGCAUGGGAAGGGCCCCAGAGCUUCAUUGUUACUGGCGACAUUGACGCGGAGUGGCUACGCGAUAGCACGAACCAGCUGGCGCAAUACCAACGACUGGCGAAAAAGGAUCAAAGUAUCCAGAAUCUCAUCCUCGGAGCCAUCAACACCCAAGCGGAGUUCGUCAUCGAGGCGCCAUAUUGUAACUCUUUCCAACCUCCACCGCCCAGCAAGAUCGCCCCAAAUGACAACCACCAGGUCGACAAUGUCCAUCCCGCUUUCGAGCAAAGUCGCGUCUUUGAAUGCAAAUACGAGCUGGACUCGCUGGCGCACUUCCUCUCCCUGUCUAAUCAGUUCUACGAACACUCCGCUUCUACCGCAUUCCUCACCAACCGGUGGUACGAAGCUCUGGAGAAUCUUUUGGCAGUCCUCGAUCAGCAGAGCAAGCCUACCUUUGAUCCCAAUACUGGUGCAUACGAGCGAAACAUCUACCGCUUCCAGCGAAACACCAAUGUCGGGACGGAAACCCUCAAUCUGGGUGGCAUUGGCAAUCCCCUCAAUUACGGCACUGGCCUCGUUCGCUCCGCCUUCCGCCCGAGCGACGAUGCAACUACGCUCGGCUUCUUCAUCCCCGCCAACGCCAUGAUGGCGGUAGAACUUCGUCGCACGGCCGACAUCCUCUCCAAAGCCGGCUCAUCUACCCUCGCCGAAGACCUCCAAACCCGCAGCGAGACCAUCACCAAAGGCAUCUGGGAGCACGGCGUAGUCGAGCACAAGAAAUGGGGACGCGUCUUCGCCUUUGAAGUCGACGGCUACGGCUCCUCCAUCAUCAUGGACGACGCUAACCUGCCCUCCCUCCUCUCCCUUCCCCUCCUCGGCUUCGUCACCCGCACCGACGAAGUCUACCAAAACACCCGCAAAAUGAUCCUCAGCAAACAAGGCAACCCCUACUUCCUCCAGGGCCGCAACUUCCAGGGCAUCGGCGGCCCCCACAUCGGCACGCAGUACGCCUGGCCCAUGUCGCUUCUGGUGCAGGCCAUGACGAGCGACAACGACGAGGAGAUUACGCGGCUGCUGGCGGCCGUCAAGACUGCCGCGCCGCUCGGCCUCAUUCAUGAGAGUGUGAAUGUGGAUCGCGUGAGGGAUUACACGCGCAGCUGGUUUGCAUGGGCCAAUUCGGUGUUUGCGCAGACGAUUUUGGAUUUGGCGGAGAGGAAGCCGCAUUUGCUGUUUGGGGAGGGGGCGGAGAAGUACGUGAUUGGGUGA
Messenger RNA from Neohortaea acidophila, 1644 nucleotides. RefSeq lists its product as uncharacterized. Gene Ontology annotation, biological process: carbohydrate metabolic process. NCBI's taxonomy places the organism in Eukaryota, Fungi, Ascomycota, Dothideomycetes, Mycosphaerellales, Teratosphaeriaceae. The transcript is spliced from 2 exons. The record is from RefSeq and is a predicted model, not a curated record. The coding region runs from base 1 to 1644 and encodes 547 amino acids.